Molecule: messenger RNA, 449 nt
Organism: Moneuplotes crassus
Lineage: Eukaryota; Ciliophora; Spirotrichea; Euplotida; Euplotidae
Source: the annotation of a GenBank genome assembly
UUUUAAUAUCGAAUAAAUAAUUUAAAAAUGAAUUUAGGCACCCAUGAAAACGAAGUCGUCCUUGACGCUGAGAGUUACUUGCGUGAACACAAGAUUCUAGACUUGUUCGAGGAUCUCCUCACUAUUGUCUGCCACAAGCAGCCAGAGAAUUUGGAACAAUUCCUUGUCGAUGUCUUAAAGCAGAGGAAAGAACACGGAUCUCGUUCAAUAGUCUAUAAUGAAGCUGAAUUACAAAAUAUUUUCCUUUUAUUUGACUUAAAAUCUGAGGGUCACAUCAGCAAAGAGCAGUGUAAAGAGGCUUUGAAGACAUUAGCUAACUCUGAAUUCCACUUCAAGCAGACAGACUCAGAUUCCAUCCCUGAUAAGGUCGAUCUAUUCACAUUUAUCAAGCUAUGAGAUGAAUUAUUGGGUAUCAGACCGAGAUAAAUAAAAUUCAAACUUUCAAUGGG